AUGACGAUCGAUGUUUAUAUCUCUGCGUCUAACAAAAUCAACGGAGAGUCUGAUUGGUAUGGAGUUCUCGGUAUAGAUCCUUUGGCUGACGAUGAAGCUGUGAAGAAACGUUACAAGAAGUUAGCUCUUUUGCUUCAUCCAGACAAGAACAGGUUUCACGGUGCUGAAGGCGCGUUUAAGUUGGUGUUACAAGCUUGUGAUUUGUUAUCUGAUAAGGUUAAGAGAAGCGCGUAUGACCAAAAAAAGAAAUCGAAACAAGUUUACCAGACAACACCGAAGAAAAGCUCCACUACUUUUGAAGCAGAGAGGCCUUUCAAGAAGCGGACGACAAGUGGAGAUGCAAACUCUACUUUUGAAGCAGAGAGGCUUUUCAAGAAGUCGAUGAAAACAGAGAAUGAAAACUCUACUUUUGAAGCAGAGAGGCUUUUCAGGAAUCCCAUGGCAACAGGAGACCUCAAGUCUACUUAUGACUUAGAGUGGCUUUUUAAUCGAGGAAACGCAAACUCUACUUUUGAAGCAGAGAGGCUUUUCAAGAAGCCGAAGAAAACAGAGAAUGCAAACUCUACUUUUGAAGCAGAGAUGCUUUUCAAGAAUCCGGAGACCUCAACUCUACAUAUGACUUAG
This is a messenger RNA of Camelina sativa (false flax), 624 nucleotides long. RefSeq lists its product as uncharacterized. The record is from RefSeq and is a predicted model, not a curated record. Lineage: Eukaryota; Viridiplantae; Streptophyta; Magnoliopsida; Brassicales; Brassicaceae.